AUGGCGGACGACGGAGAACUCCGCCAGAGGAAGCCGGCACCCGCGGCCAAGUGGACAAAGAUUGAUCCGUCGACCACAAAGAUCCGUACAAAGAAGGAGAUUGAGGACGAGGAAGAUGUCUACUAUCCCUGGUGGGAUCUCCUCCGGCUCGCCGUCGGUCUGGUGAUCGCCUACUGCGGUCUGAGCUACUUGGCAACUGGCGGCGAGACCUACUCAAUCGGUUAUCAGGUGCCCAUGAAGUACCUGCACUUGGACUCGAUCUCAAAUCCAUUUAGAAAGCCGAUAUGGAUCACGCCCGAGGAACUGGCAGCUUUCGACGGCUCCGACGAGAACAAGCCGGUCUACAUUGCUAUCAACGGCACCAUCUACGACGUUUCGGCGAACCGCCACACCUACGGGCCCGGCGGCUCGUACCAAUUCUUUGCUGGUGUCGACGCCUCGCGCGCCUACGUGACUGGCUGCUUCGCCGAAGACCGCACGGCCGACAUGCGCGGCGUCGAGGAGAUGUUCCUCCCGAUCGAGGACCCCGAGGUCAACAAGCACUUCUCGCCCGAGGAGCUCGAGGAGCUGCGCAAGAAGGAGCGCGAGGAGGCGGAAAGGAAACUGCACGACGCGCUCAAGCACUGGGUCCAGUUCUUCCGCAACCACAAAAAGUACAGAAACGUCGGCCGCGUCAAGAGGCGGCUCGACUGGCUGGAGAAGGAGCCGAGGCGGAAGCUGUGCAAGCAGGCGCAGGAAGCAAGGCCGAGGAGGAAAAUACCCGGGGACAAGAAGAAGACGGACGCUGGUGCGGGUGGACAAUAG
Messenger RNA from Pyricularia pennisetigena, 804 nucleotides. RefSeq lists its product as uncharacterized. Gene Ontology annotation, cellular component: membrane; endomembrane system. The record is from RefSeq and is a predicted model, not a curated record. NCBI's taxonomy places the organism in Eukaryota, Fungi, Ascomycota, Sordariomycetes, Magnaporthales, Pyriculariaceae. Bases 1 to 804 code for a protein of 267 amino acids. The transcript is spliced from 2 exons.